Messenger RNA from Aaosphaeria arxii CBS 175.79, 1341 nucleotides. RefSeq lists its product as uncharacterized. Bases 305 to 1237 code for a protein of 310 amino acids. The transcript has a single exon. The record is from RefSeq and is a predicted model, not a curated record. Lineage: Eukaryota; Fungi; Ascomycota; Dothideomycetes; Pleosporales.
ACGCCUAGCUGACAAUCAACCUUUGCUUUGUAUAGUUAUGACCAUCGAAUUGCCAUCGGCGCUUUGGCACGCUGAACCUUCCCCAUGUUGUUGAUCUUUCGACUACUGGCCGGAUUGCAUGCAGCCUUGUGCAGUUGAGCAAGGAACGCCUCUCUGUGCGCCUUGUGGUCGGGCAUGACUGGCCAGCUCAUCACCACAGCCGCCUUGGUUGAGAUGUAUAUCCUCAGCCUUGACCCCACUUCUCUCAUUCAUCACAAAAUAUCCAUCGAAGAAGUAGCAAAGCAAUCCGCUGUUACAGCUCACCAUGCCACCACAGAACGAAGUCUUCGCUCAACAGGGACAAAUCGACUGGGUCAACUUUGCAGUCUCCGUACCCCAAUACUCCAUCGAGUUCCUGGCCAGGAUCCAGGGAGCCGGAGCGCAGCCGGGAACCUAUGCCGCCGUAGCACAGCUUGCUACCAAGUUCAAGCUGUCAAAAAAGGGUAUCGAAAGGCUUGAAGAAACCAUUUCGCGCCUUGGCGUUCGAAGUUCAUUCUCUGAUGUUCUUUAUUUCGGAUUCGGUCACCGGAGUCUCUUUCGAAUUAUGUCGGAAACCAUUGGUGGUCUCAAGAUGAUAGCGCUUUGCGCGUGCCUGGACGAAGUUCAUUCGCCUAUCGCCACAGCCAGGAUUCUCUCUGCACUCUGGAAGGAGUAUCAUAUCAGCGAGGAUUUUGAGCCGUCUCAGCAACAAUUCAUGGACCUUGUCAAAGUGUGUAGUGGGUCACUAUCUACAUCGCCUUUUCCGGAAAUCGUUCAAAAAGUCCUGGGCCCCACGUCAAGAGGACAUGUACGUUGUUCUGAGCCCGAGGACCUUGCUAGGGCACUGUGUGCGCUGUUUGAGAUCACCACGGGCACGAGGAAAAGUAUCGUCAUCACUGGAAGCCAGGGCUGCUCAUUCAUUGCAGCGAUAGCGUAUUGGCUCUUUGAUCUAGACAUACAUGUCGAAGGAUCAGAGGGUGAGACCUUGUUCAAUUCAUUCGCUGGCGGCAGUGUUGUCGAGUCACAUUCGGCGCAGGUAUACGUUAAGUAUGGGCAUAAUUCCCCUAGGACGAGUACCAGCCUCGUCCUUGUUGAGUCGACAUAUGAGGUUGGAGAAAUCAGGGACUUGAUUCUGAGCGAGUCGCCUAGCAACUCGCGCUUACGACGUCGCAUUCCAUGGGAGGAAUGCCUCAGAUUCACUUGGGGGGGGAGACUUUGACCUUUUCUGAGACCUGGAAUCGCAUGUUGGAUUGUACUUUGGCAGUGUUGCGCGGGUCCAUCUGGCACUGGCCAAUGGUGAAAGUGAUAUCGGUGAUGUCAAAC